AUGAGGACCGCCCUCGCCGCUGCUUUCCUGAGCUUCUCAGCCCUGGCGUCUGCCCAUGGAUAUGUCCAGCAGAUCUGGCUGGGCGAGAAUCUCGUCGAUGCUUGGAAUCCCUACAAGGACCCCCAGAAGUCGGGAGUGAACAAAAUCACCCGCAAGUUCAAGGACAACGGACCUGUGACAGACGGCCUGUUCACUACAGAUGCUAUUACAUGCAACAUCGGCAUUGACGGCAAGAACAAUGUGCCAGCGAACAAGACGGCCGAGGUUGCUGCAGGCAGCACCGUCAAAUUCAUGUGGACUGAGUGGAAGAGCGACCAUCCUGGCCCCGUCAUGACAUAUCUGGCGAGCUGUGGUGGCUCAUGCAGCAAGUUCUCGGGAAGCACUGGCAAAGUCUGGGUCAAAAUCGACCAGGCUGGCUACGAUGCAUCUGAGUCCAUCCCAUGGGCUAGUAAGAGGUUGCCGGAGCAGAACAGCACAUGGACGGCGAAGCUGCCAUCAUCGAUAGCUCCUGGUGAAUAUCUGCUCAGACACGAGAUUCUCGGACUUCAACGAACAAAUAAAAACGGUUCGCUGGCGCAAUUCUAUCCUAACUGCCACCAAAUCACUGUCACUGGCAGCGGCACCACCAAAUUGCCAGAGGGGAUCGCUUUGCCGGGUGCUUACCAGCCAGAUGACACCACUUCUAUCUUCCUGGAGUAUCGUGACAUUUCUGCCACUAAUCCAUACACCCCUCCUGGUGGCCCCGUCUGGGGUGAUGAUGGCUGGGCAAGCUGA
Messenger RNA from Diaporthe citri, 774 nucleotides. RefSeq lists its product as uncharacterized. Lineage: Eukaryota; Fungi; Ascomycota; Sordariomycetes; Diaporthales; Diaporthaceae. The coding region runs from base 1 to 774 and encodes 257 amino acids. The record is from RefSeq and is a predicted model, not a curated record. The transcript has 5 exons.